Messenger RNA from Paramecium octaurelia, 2193 nucleotides. The record is from the annotation of a GenBank genome assembly. Lineage: Eukaryota; Ciliophora; Oligohymenophorea; Peniculida; Parameciidae.
AAAUAAAUAAAAAAUAAUGCAAUCAGAACUUGAGAUUCAGGCAGUGAUAGGGUUCACAGGUAUAUAAAAUGUUUAUAAUCAAAGGUAAAAUAAUUUAGGGGCUAGUUUUGCAUCCAGAUAACGAAGUAUGAUUUAAUAUAUUAACUCAAAGCAUGUUAUUUAUCCAUUAGGUUCAACCAUCGUAGUUAGACAUAUAAUUACUAGACAAUAAACAUUUUUAAGGUAUGAAAAAGUGAUAUAUUAAAUUAGAGGACAUGAUAAUUAGAUCUCUGUGAUAACAGUUUCUCGAACUGGAGAUUAUGUUGCAUCUGGAUAGAAAACUUAUAUGGGAUUCUAAGCAGACAUUAUAAUUUGGGAUUUCAAAGAUAGAAGCAUGAUUCAUAGAUUGAAAUUACAUAAAGUGCUGAUUUAAUCACUCAGCUUUUCUUAUAAUGAAUUAUACUUGGCAUCAUUGGGAGGAAUUGAUGAUAAAAACAUGUUGAUUGUUUGGGAUAUCAAGGCAGGAAAGGCAUUGUAUGGAACUCCAAAUCGUGAUCCAGUCAAUUAAGUCUAAUUUUACAACUAAUCAGAUGAAAAGAUGAUAGCAGUUUUGAAUACUGGAGUUUAGAUCCUAACAAUAGACAGAUUAAAUAAAAAGGUAUUAUGCAAUAUAACUUAAAGAUUCAAUCCGUCGAUGUGAAUUUUGGUAAUGUCAAAAGAACCUUUACUUGUGUUGCAAUAGAUAAAAAUGAUAAAUUUUGUUAUUGCGGAACAAAAACUGGAGAUGUCUUUGAAAUUUAAAUGGAUAUGGCCAUUUAUAAGAGAUUGGCCCCAGUCAAGAAGUUGUUUUCUUAAGGAGUUAAUUGCUUGGGUUUAUUGCAGAAUGGAGACAUAAUAGUUGGAGCAGGAGAUGGUAUGAUAGCCAAAGUGUCAUUUCAGACAAUGCAAAUAGUGGCAAGCAGUGAAUUGCUCGGAGGUGUCACAUCUGUUUCCUUUACAAAUGAUUAGACUCAUUUUUUCGCAGGAACAGUGCAAAGCAAUAUUUAUUGGUUGGACACAGAAAAAUUAAUACCAGAAUUAAGAAAUACCUGUCAUUAUGAAAGAAUUAAUGAUGUUGCUUUCCCUCAUAAUUAUUCAGAUGUGUUUGCCACAAGUUCUUUGAAUGAUAUCAGAGUUUGGAAUGCUAAAAAUAGACAAGAGUUACUAAGAAUUUAAGUGCCAAAUCUUGAGUGUUGGGCUGUUGCUUUUAUGAAUGAUGGCAAAAGCAUUGUUAGUGGUUGGAGUGAUGGAAAGAUCAGAGCCUUUUUACCACAAUCAGGUAGAUUGCUCUAUGUAAUUAAUGAUGCACAUAUUCAUGGCUGUACAUCAUUGACUUGCACAUCGGAUUGCUAAAGAAUCAUUUCAGGAGGAUCUGAAGGAGAAGUCAGAGUAUGGGAAAUUGGAAAACAAACUUAAGUUAUGAAAUCUUCCAUGAAAGAACAUAGAGGAAGAGUAUGGUCCAUAUAAGUCAGAAGAAACAAUGAGCAAGCUGUUAGUGCCAGUGCAGAUGGGUCUUGUAUUAUUUGGGACCUUAAAUCAUUCACCAGAGUCAUGUGUUUGUUUGAAAGCACCUUAUUCAAAAUGGUUUUGUACCAUCCAGAAGAGAGUUAGUUAUUGACUACAGGAAGUGAUAGAAAAGUAUCUAAUCAUUUUAUAUAAGAUCACUUAUUGGGAAACCUUCGAUGGAUAAGCUAUUAGGAUGUUAGAUGGAUCGGAAGAAGGAGAAGUUAAUGCUUUGGCAAUUACUAAGGAAGGAGAGCAUUUUGUAUCAGGAGGAGAAGACAAGGAAGUUAAAUUAUGGGGAUAUGAUGAAGGAAUCUGCUAUUUUAAAGGUCAAGGCCAUUCAGGUACUAUUACAAGGGUAACUAUCUAUUUUAAAUUAGAUUACUAUAAGUCCUGAUUAAAGGACUAUUAUUUCAGUUGGUGCAGAAGGAGCCAUCUUUAUUUGGAAGAUGCCUGAAUCUGUUAUUAAUUCGAAAGCCUAAUAAGAAUUACCUACUGUUUAAAGUGUUAAAAAAUAAAAUGAUAUUCAAUAAUAAUCUUAAUAAUAACAAUUAUAAUAAUCAGUGCCUAAAGAUGCUUAAUCAUAAAAAUCAAAUCAAAAUGCUAAAUCAGUCAAAUCAGGAACAAAAUCAUCAAAGAAAUGAUAGAAUUUCAUUUACAUUCAUAAUAAAG